AUGAUUGAAGGGCAAGGUUGGACUUGGUGUGCGGAUGGGGGAGGGGGGUGGGAGAGGGGGUGUGAGGGGGAUGGGGAGAGGAGGAUGGGGAGAGCAGGGAGGAGGAUGGGGAGAGGAGGAUGGUUAGAGGACGAGGAGGAUGGGGAGAGGAGAGGGGGGGGGGGGGGGGGGGGGAGGGGAGGAGGAAGGGAAGGGGGGAUAGAACACUGCGAAACUCCUCAACCAGGAACGAACAUGGCACAAAAGCCCUUCCCUUCCGUCUGCCCACUGGUUGGCAACCAGUCCUCUCCAGAUUUUACCCCUACCACCCCCCCCCUCCCCCCUCCCUCCCUCCCCCCCCCCUCUCCCCCCCCUCCUCCCCCUCUCCCCCCUCCCCCCCCCUCUCCCCCCCCCCCUCUCCCCACCCCCCCUUUCCCACCCCCCUCCCAAUCCCCCCAAUCCUUCCCCCCCCUUCCCCCCCCCUCCCCUCCCCCUCUCCCCCCCCCCCCUCUCCUCCACUCCUCCCUCCUCCCCUCCCCCCCCUCUCCUCCCCACCUCCUCCCGCCCCCCCUCGCCUCCCCCCCAUCCUCCCCCCCCUCUCCCCCAACCCCCCCCCCUCCCCUCCCUCUCUCCCCUCUCUUCGUUUAA
Molecule: messenger RNA, 627 nt
Organism: Closterium sp. NIES-65
Lineage: Eukaryota; Viridiplantae; Streptophyta; Zygnematophyceae; Desmidiales; Closteriaceae
Source: the annotation of a GenBank genome assembly